GGGAUUAUGGCGAGCUCAAAGGUUGAAAGGAAUUCACUCUGAGAAACCUCUCAGAUCGUCCAGUAGUACACUUCGUUUCGAGUGCCUGUUCACAUCGUUAACUCACCUUUCCGAACACAAAACCCAGUCGAAAUGGCCUGCAAAAAGAAGACCAAGCUGUGGGAAUCAAUGGCCAAUGAUGAAAUGAAGACCACCACACAGGCGAUGCUCGAGGAGGGCGCCAAGGGGCUAAGAACGAUUUCCACGCAGCAAAAAAAGCUGGUCAACUUUCAGUCGUUCAAUAUGGAUGAUCCCCGUUAUGGAACAGCCGAUGUGGAUGACAACAAGGAACCUCCAAUGCUAUCGAGCUAUACACGGCAAUAUUCCCAGCCAUAUCCAAAUCGUUGUAAGCCCCUUGCUCCGAGCACAGAAACACCCGAUCCGGUAUUCAAUCGCAAGCCCAAAAACGAUUUUGAGUUCACUACGGGCCUGGAUUUUAAGUUCCUGGAUGACCACAUGCACAAUCUGUCCGAAACUCGCAAAAAAGUCAACUUCUUUAGGCAGUUAAGAAAUCAAUCAUUCCUUCUGUAUUAGCAUGCUAUAUGUCCAGUUACAAUGUCUAAAUAAAAAGUCUUGAUUAAUGCGCCUCGUCUACGGGGUAAACAAUUUGUAACAAUUUG
Messenger RNA from Drosophila gunungcola (fruit fly), 659 nucleotides. RefSeq lists its product as uncharacterized. The transcript has 3 exons. The record is from RefSeq and is a predicted model, not a curated record. NCBI's taxonomy places the organism in Eukaryota, Metazoa, Arthropoda, Insecta, Diptera, Drosophilidae. Bases 133 to 573 code for a protein of 146 amino acids.